AUGGCAGGAUUCAUGGCACCGACAGCCUCCGGGUCCGAUCUGCACUCGAACCUAAGUUCGACAAUGGCAGCAACUUCCUCCUCGUCCCUCAGCUCUCUCACAGACUAUUCCACAUACCCACUGAUGCGGCAUGGCGACCGCACCUACUUUCGCGACCCGGAGAACGUCUAUCCCCUGCCCUGCGACUUGUCCGAAAUCCACCGCCAAAGCCUGCGCACGAUGAUGCUGCUGCGCGUCCUCGGCGGACCAUUCUGCAACCCCCACCUAGCCAACAACCCGCCAAAACGCAUCCUGGAGAUCGCAUGCGGGUCCGGGCUGUGGUCCGGGCUGUGCCACGAACACUUUGCUCGCAGGGGCCAGCCAAACGUGGCCUUUGCGGGAAUCGACGUCGUCUCCAUUGCGCCGGAUUUGCGCAAACAGGGAAUGAACUGGCAGUUCAAACGACAUGACCUGCGUCGUCCUCGCCUCCCUUUCCCAGACGACUAUUUCGAUUUCGUUUUUAUAAAAGAUGCCGGCAUGUGCCCUUCCAGUCCCGCGCAGUCGGCAUCCGGCUUGAGUGAGCCGUUACGCGUGCUGAAAUCUGGGGGCAUUUUGGAGGUGUGGGAUUCAGAUUGGAGUUUCCGCUCUCUGUUGCCCAAUCCGGCACCAGCGCGCAAAACAACUUCCAAAGAGCAGGAGAUUGCCGACACGACGGCAACCUAUACUUUUUCACCUGCCACGCCUUUCACGAGGGCACAGAAUAAAUUCCUCGUCGAUUAUAACUCCUGGGUGGAGAAAUCGUUCGACAGACGCAAGUUGACAGCGCUACCGUGCGCUACUAUCGGGCUUUCAUUCAACUCCGAAGUCGACCUGUUGGAAAACGUGGACAGUCGGCGUGUCGCAAUCCCACUCGGGGAAUUGCGAUGGGAGCGAGAUGGCCAGGGCAACGAUUCCAAGGGCCGCCCACGCAAGGCCCUCACGCCAGAGCAAAUAUCCAUCCGGCGCACAGCCCUCCUCACAACGAUCCAAAUGAUCGAAGGACUGGAGCCACUGCUGAUGGAAUCCAGCGGAAAGAGCCGCGACGAAUGGGAUCGCUGGUGGGCGGCGAUGACAGCCGACCUCUUGCAGAAAGGCGGACUUGCCAGCGGCGAGUGUCUGGAAGUAAGUGCCUGGUGGGGUCGAAAAAAGUGA
This is a messenger RNA of Penicillium brevicompactum, 1170 nucleotides long. RefSeq names its product class I SAM-dependent methyltransferase. Gene Ontology annotation, molecular function: methyltransferase activity. Bases 1 to 1170 code for a protein of 389 amino acids. The record is from RefSeq and is a predicted model, not a curated record. The transcript has a single exon. Lineage: Eukaryota; Fungi; Ascomycota; Eurotiomycetes; Eurotiales; Aspergillaceae.